Molecule: messenger RNA, 820 nt
Organism: Cucumis sativus (cucumber)
Lineage: Eukaryota; Viridiplantae; Streptophyta; Magnoliopsida; Cucurbitales; Cucurbitaceae
Product: L-type lectin-domain containing receptor kinase IX.1
Exons: 2
Coding region: 1-690 (229 amino acids)
Biological process (GO): protein phosphorylation
Cellular component (GO): plasma membrane
Molecular function (GO): ATP binding; protein kinase activity
Source: RefSeq, a predicted model, not a curated record
AUGGCUUUAAAUAAUAAUUUGAAAGUACUAGUACUGACGUACAAAAUAUCCUUAGGACUGGCAUCAGCACUACUAUACUUCCACGAAGAGCGGGAGAAUAGUGUUGUCCACAGAGAUAUCAAAUCAAGCAAUGUCCUACUAGAUUCCAGUUUCACUGCAAAGCUCAGCGACUUCGGAUUAGCACGGCUCGCAAAGCACGAACUCAACUCGAAAAGACCCAAGUUAGUAGGAACGUUUGGAUACAUGGCUCCCGAGUACAUAAGCAGCGGUCGGGCGAGCAAAGAGUCAGACAUAUUCAGCUAUGGAGUUGUUUUACUUGAGAUUGUGAGUGGAAAAAAGUGUUGUGAUCAUUCAGGAAAGGGGCUGAUAGAGUUGGUUUGGGAUGCUUAUGGAAGAGGAGAGUUAGUUAAAGCAAUAUUGGAUAAAAAACUUGGAGUGGAAUUUGUGGAGGCAAGAGAAGUUGAGCGUUUGAGUAUGGUUGGACUGUGGUGUGUUCAUCCUGAUUCAACUCAAAGGCCAUCCAUUAAGCAAGUGAUUCAAGUUCUUAGUUUUCAAGAGGCGAUGCCUAAUUUACCACUGGAAAUGCCUCUUCCAACUUUUAAUCAUGCUUCCAGGAUUUAUAAACUCAACGUUGCAUAUCCAGAGGAAAAUUGGAGCAUGACUUGCAGUUUAAAGCCUUUAAGAACAUAGGAAACGUAGGAAUUUGUAACAUUAGUAUUGUGUAUUUUAUUCUUUCAACUAAUUUCAUAUCUACUGCACGUUAAUAAUAUUAGACUGUACAAAUAAAUAUUACUAGAAAUAAAAUGAAUAUUAAAAGAAA